Messenger RNA from Mizuhopecten yessoensis (Yesso scallop), 5236 nucleotides. Its product is annotated as F-box only protein 42-like. The record is from RefSeq and is a predicted model, not a curated record. The transcript has 8 exons. Lineage: Eukaryota; Metazoa; Mollusca; Bivalvia; Pectinida; Pectinidae. The coding region runs from base 38 to 1912 and encodes 624 amino acids. Gene Ontology annotation, molecular function: protein binding.
CAUUAUGGCGGCUGUCAUUUGAUUAAGAGGCAACAGCAUGGACAUUUCGCCGACUCAAGCGAUCAUGGAACGACAAAACAUGGACAUGGAUUCAAAUUCACAAUUUGUUAAUAUCAGAGACCUUCCAGAGGAGAUUUUAGAAUACAUGCUACGAUAUUUAUCUCCGUAUAAGGAUUUAAAAUCAGCAAUGCUGGUUUGUCACCAGUGGCAUCGACUAGUUCAAGGUGUGCUGCACCAGAUGUACCAGGACUUCCUACACAGUCUGUGGGACUGUAAGGUCAGCUGGACGGAGAUCCUCCCCGAGGUCGGCUCCAACAUCACAGAGCGCUACUCACACUGUGCUUGCUACUACGACAAAUCAGCCUACAUCUUUGGUGGCUGUACUUCUACAAAUACUACCUUCAAUGACCUUUGGAGGUUUGACCUUUCAACCAGACAAUGGGUUCGGCCACUAGCCAUAGGCACAUAUCCGUCACCAAAGGCAUGUUCCAGCAUGACAGUCUACAAAGACAGCCUAGUUCUCUUUGGUGGCUGGAGCCAUCCUACUCCUUAUCCUUUGCAUCAGGCUGCACGGUUUUUCUCUGAGCUGCACAUGUACAAGCCGGAGACAAACAGGUGGUUUCACAUCACAACCAUGUCCCCUACUAGUCCAAAGCCGACGGCUGGUCACUCAGCAUCUGUAGUUAGCGACACCAUGGUCGUGUUCGGAGGCUCACAUGUUCCUGGAGCUGGGACGAAUGAAGUGUGGGUGUUUGACUUCGUUGAAAUAUUGUGGAAAAAGAAGCAGACUGGGAGUAAAAAACCUAGUCCACGAUAUGGCCAAACUCAAAUGACCAUAGAUGACUCACACAUUCUGAUCAUUGGAGGAUGUGGCGGACCAAACCAGAUCUUCAGUGAUGUCUGGCUUCUCUCCCUUGACUGUGAACCCUGGCAAUGGCAGCAGAUUUAUGUGAUACAGCCAGAAAAUGCUGCUCCCCAACUGUGGUGUCACCCAGCCUGUAAGGUUGGAGAUAUGAUAGUAGUCCUGAGUAAGCCCAAUAAACCGCUACAGUCCUCCAAGGAUAAUACCCGGGAAAAUCAGGCCACAAUGCGUCCUACCUUCAGGGGAAACCGAGUGUGGGUCCCUCCAAGGGGAGAUAAUUCACAACAAGCCUCACCCUCAGAAAAUCGCAAUAGGGCCCGGCCCAUGCUUGUAUCAGACAGUGAUGAUAGUUCUGGUGCAGAGAGUGAGGAUAACAUGCCAAGUCAGGGAGGUCAAAGACCAGAGUUCAAACAUCCCUCAUAUUUACAGCUAAGGUCAUCAAGGUCAAGAGGUCAGCUGAAUCAAUCUCCUAGAGCAAAAGGGGGUCACUUGUCACCUAACAGACUUCAAGGUCAGGGACCUAUUCCAAGCGGAAUGAUAGGAGAUGCUGCUGAGCCUGGGCCUUCAGAGGAGGGGGCAUGUGGAGGCACAUCUAGUCUGAGGCCAGGGGAGCCCUCGGUACGUCCUAAUGCUAUGAAAAAUAGACAAAGACAAUUAGAGGCACUGAGGAAGUUUGAGGAAAAAUUGCGAGAGAGUCGCAUUGGACAGUCAUCCUCAUCUGGAAGGGGACAAGGGAAUGUGUCUUCAGGCGUAGGGGGAGGCAGCACCGCUAACUCUCGUGAUAAUCGUGUUGCCAUGCAUUUACAUGUUCUGGACAUAAGUGAUGUGAUCAAGACAAAGUCAGCCACAUGGCGGCCUAUCAAUGAAAACAUUUCUGUUAAUGCUCCCGAGGAAACAAUAUUCUACUCGCUGGUAAAAGGUCGAGGAGAACUGAUUGUCUUCGGUGGUAUUCAGCGGGACAUCCAGUCCAUGCAGCGUGGUAUGGAUGUUAAACCACAAGUUGUUAGUAACAGUCUCUAUAUCGUUUCUCCUCGUAAGCUGUAUUUAUAACUAGAGGAAAGUGUUUAUCGUCUCGCUAACAUUACAUACCGCCAGACUAUACUGCGGAAUUCUGACACCGGGGCAAUUCUGAUUUGAUUAGAGUUACUAGCUGAACCACAGAUGUUCUACAGCAAAAAAAGAAAUUUGCAACUGUGUGCUUACCCUUCAAACUGAGUUGGGGCUUGUUACUAGUGUUCAUUUAUAAGCUCUGCCUUCAGUGCGGUCCAAGUGUGUUCGUUUAUCAUGGAAUGUUUCUGCGCCAGAUAUAUAAAUGCAACCUUAAUUCUUGAUUUUCUUGAUCAGAUUAUUCUGACAUAAGUCAUUUGUAAAUUAUUGUAUUGUUAUGCUUCCAAUGCGUUCAUAAUUUUUUGACAGCAUUCAUUGAUAUGUACAAUAUUUUACCGUUUUGUGACACAAGAAGUGAGAAUAAACAAUCUCCCAGUCUUACUUGUUAAAAGCAUAUCCAUACUGAAAUUAAUUUAGCUUAAAUUUUAAGAAGGGUUUUUUUUGUGUUUAACAUGAUGAUACAAAUCUUUUAUGAGGUCACCAAUUUUUCACAAAAAUGACAGCAGGUAUUUGUAUAAUAGAUGUCCCAAUUUUAUGAUUUAUGUAAGAUUCUCUUGAUUUAGUAACUCUCCCUGUGCAUGGAACACUGUGGCUAAAGUAGGUAAAUUUUGUACCGACAAUGUACAGUAGAUUUUGCUUAAUGUCACUUCUCAUUUGUCAGAGGAAAGUGUGAUAUUAACCAUACAUCCUUAUAGUAGAUAUGAUACAUGCCUAGUCCUAGCGUCUAUAAUAGCUAGUCCUAAGUUUUGUGUUUUGUCUGGUUAAGAAGCCUGGAGUGUUAUUAUGAACAAUUACAAUUAUUGUUUUUAGAAUUUAAUUGUUUUACUUUAUGCCAAAUGUUAAUUGAUUAUUUAUAUUUUACAAGAGCAAGUAAAUGUAUGUAGUCAACAGCUUUUCUUAAAAUAGCAACAUUGUCAUUUGUAAAUUGUUGGCUAUGUUUUCUGCAGGAAUAUUGAUUAUGAUACAUUGCUAUAAUUGGUAUAUAUACUCACAGCAAAACACUUUUUGUGUUUUGAAAAAAAUAUUUCGUAUCAUUAGUGUACACAGUUCAAUUUGAUAAAAAUUAAAAUUGUGUGUCAUCAUUUAGAUACUGGUGCAUGUGUGUAGACACAAAAAGUCAAACAAAGCUACUCUAAUUGAUGUAAGGUUUUAAGUCUUUUGGCUAAAAAUAGCUGAUUAUUUUUAAUGUCUAACUUCAGGUGUAAUAUCACUUAUUUCCAGUUACCUAGUAAGUGCCAUAUAAGAAGUUUCACAAAUACGCUUCCUCAUUUAAAUUUCACGACUUUUUGAAGAGUGGUAUCAGUCAAUCAUGAAAGGGAUAUACAGAUGUACCCAGGAUAAUCCCCUGCGACUAAUAUCCAAACGUUCAGAUAGAAUUUUUGGUAUCAUGUGCAUAUUUGUUUGGGUAACGAUAGGCCAAUAUUUUCCAGACAAAGUGCUUGAUGCAUGUAUGGCCCUAUUAUACGAUAAUCGGUGAAAUAUAAUUAUGUUACUGGGUUUUGAUAUAAUGUCUAUUGUUGAUGUUUGUAGUCGGUGAAUAUAUCUUAAUCAUUUUGUUGACAUGUUCUAUCGACGCUUGUCCUGAUAAGUGACACCGUUAUGUUCAUAACACAUUCAUAACAGACAUACAUGUACUUUAUUAUCAAGCUGGUCAGUAUUUAAUACCUCAUCCAACUUUCAUAGUUAAAAGACUCGUGGACAUGGGAGUAUAGUAUAUCUAAUCCAAUCAAUUACAACUAUCAUCAUUACAACCUUUAUGUUUGUGAUUGAACACAGAAAGGGAGCAUGCCAACUUCUUCAUUUAAGUUUUGAUAGAUACUUGGACUGACACAUUUAAAUUUUGAUAGGUACUUGGACUGACACAUCUAAGUUUUGAUAGGUACUUGGACUGACACAUCUAAGUUUUGAUAGGUACUUGGACUGACACAUCUAAGUUUUGAUAGGUACUUGGACUGACACAUCUAAGUUUUGAUAGGUACUUGGACUGACACAUCUAAGUUUUGAUAGGUACUUGGACUGACACAUCUAAGUUUUGAUAGGUACUUGGACUGACACAUCUAAGUUUUGAUAGGUACUUGGACUGACACAUCUAAGUUUUGAUAGGUACUUGGACUGACACAUUAAAAAGGAACAGUUAUAGCAACUUCUGCCCGGUAUAUGUACUGCACUUUUUAUGGUGAAAUCUGACAAAAAAAUGGCUAUUCGGACUCGGAUGGUUAUAUCACAGGCAUUUUCAAGUGUGCUGUGACCCAUAUCAGUAUAUAGUAUAUGUGUAUUUCAGACAUUUGUAAUGAACCCCUAUGUUUAUACACAUACCCCGGUUUAUAACUUCAUGGUACCAUCACACCCACUGGCUAUGAUGUCAGUACUGUAACAUUGUACUGUGCAACUGACAUAAAGUUGAAUAGAUUCAACCAAAGCUCACAUCAAGUCAUCAGAAUGACUAAGGAUCACAUUUGUUGAUAAACAUCAAAUGAAUUACUAUUCUGAUCUUGAUAUAACACGGAGUUGCAAAUUCAACCUUUCAAACUUUCGUAUCGGAGAAACUGUGUAUACAUAUUUGGAAAAAGUACUCAAAACGAUUCAAUUUGGUAAAAUAAAAUGCCAUAGUUUUAUCUGUUUUAUAGAUUGACUUGAUUGAAUUUGAGCAAAGAGCAAGAUGUAGUCAGAGUUCUGCUCGUGUCAAAAAGAGAAAAAUGAUGGUGAAAAAAUCCCUCUGAAGUACUGUAUAGUGGUUAUAUUUUGUGUGGGUUUUGAUUUCGCUAUAUUCGCACUUGGACUAAUAUCCGCGAAUUCUAAACACUAAACAAAAUUCUUUGCACAACACAUGGGAUUCGCUUGCACAUGCAGCGAAAUUUAACCCCCGCAAAUAAUUGACUCCGCAAAUUUAAAGCACUAUACAGUAUGCGGACUUAGCAAGUAUGAUAACUUAUACUUGAUAUAAUGUAACUUUACACACAACCAUAAUAUGAAUACAUAUAAAUGUGCUGAUAAAUGAAUUAUAGUUCUGUCAUUGAUGUACAUGUUACUGCUAAGUUUACAUCAAGGGUCAUUAUGACCUGUAAUUGUGUAAUUAGAUAGUACUUGCUAACCUUUUGAUAUUUCCAUUAAUUAUUAAAAUUUGAUCCCGUUGACUCUUAGGUUUCAUACACCAUGACGUUUAUCGGAAAAGCUGAAACUAGAAACAGGUUUCCACUAUUCCGUCUUUGCGUAUUGCAGAGUUAUCUUUUCUUGGGAGCAGGGAUUGAUUGUUACGUCAAUUGUUUG